GUGCAUGUUCCGGUAAAUAGCCGGACUUGUUUUGAAUGCGCACCCGUCAUGGCCGCCUCCGGUAGCAGAUCAUGCUUCCAAUACCUAUUCCAUCUUGCUCAUGAUAAUCUGGAGUUUAGGCUACCGGAAAUCAAGGCUCUGCUGGCUCUCCGAUCGAAACCAUUCCAUCCUUGUGAAAACUUCAAAGAACAGUCUCCUUUCUGGUGCUUGGACCGUUUGUCAGAGGAAGAUGUUUGCACCGUUAUGGCCAGAUCUGUUUGUGCAAAGUCUGCUUUUGAGCUCUGGGGCCAUGGAAGAACACACAGUGAACUUAGAACAUCCCUGUUAAAAUACCCACAAGAGAAAAUGAGUCCAUACAUGCAGAAAGGCUCUUCCUACAGAAUAAACGUCUACACUUUCAAUAAAACAUUGUUGUUUGAAGACAGAAUCAAAAAGAUUGAUGCGUUGGAUUAUCUUCCCUUUGAAGGCACGGUGAGCUUGAAGAACCCUCAGCACAUCUUCUGUUUGUUGGAGGAUUAUGGCACAGACCCCAACAACAUCCCUGAGCAUCCAAACUACAUCUACUUUUGCAGAUGGAUAGCAGACGGUCAGCGGGAACUGAUUCGCUCCUACAGUGUGAAGAACAGGCAUUUCAUCGGCAACACCAGCAUGGAUGCCGGCCUGUCAUUCCUCAUGGCCAACCAUGCGAUGGUCAAGGAGAACGACCUCGUUUUCGACCCAUUUGUAGGCACGGGGAGCCUUUUGGUAUCCUGUUCUCAUUUUGGAGCGUACGUGUGUGGAACAGACAUUGAUUACAACACCAUUCACGGAAAAGGUCGGUCCAGUCGCAAAAACCAGAAAUGGCGAGGUCCCGAUGAGAACAUCCGAGCCAACCUACGGCAGUACGGAACAGAGAACAUGUAUGUUGACGUGAUGGUGUCCGACGCAUCCAAGCCGGUGUGGAGGAAUGCAGCUCUGUUUGACGCCAUUAUUACUGACCCUCCAUACGGUAUUAGAGAGGCAACGAGAAGAACGGGCUCCCAUAAGGACGCUGCUAAAUCCCCUGAUGGCCCAUACGCAGAGUCCCAUGUACCGGUCUCACAGGCGUACCACCUGAGUGACAUCUUUAUUGACCUGUUAAACUUCUCUGCCCACCACCUUGUCUUGGGUGGGAGGCUCGUCUAUUGGCUGCCAGUCUGCAGGCCAGAGUACUGCGAGGAGAUGGUUCCUCUUCAUCCUUGUCUUCGGCUCGUCAGCAACUGUGAGCAGACGCUCUCAAGCCAGAUAUCACGGCGGCUAAUCACCAUGGAGAAGAUUAAGGAGCCAGAGGAACUUGACAGCCUGGUUCAUCUUUCAGACCCCCGCGCGAGCCCCUACCAGAGACACAACGCCUUCAGAGAGAAGUAUUUCAGUGGACAAAACAAAAGGUCUGGCAAGGACGACCCAAAAACAGACGUCAGUGGAAAGUGAAGAAACAAGGGCUCUAUAAUAGCAAGCAAUUCCUUUGAGUUUUCCAAAAAAGAAAAUAGAAAACAUUUUAAAUGUUUGUUCUUGUGGAUCUUAAAAAAAUUUCUUAUUAUUUGUACGACUUUGCUAAUAAAAGGAAAAAAAAA
This is a messenger RNA of Fundulus heteroclitus (mummichog), 1592 nucleotides long. RefSeq names its product tRNA methyltransferase 11 homolog (gene trmt11). Gene Ontology annotation, cellular component: cytoplasm. Lineage: Eukaryota; Metazoa; Chordata; Actinopteri; Cyprinodontiformes; Fundulidae. The record is from RefSeq and is a predicted model, not a curated record. Gene Ontology annotation, biological process: methylation. Gene Ontology annotation, molecular function: nucleic acid binding. The transcript has 13 exons. The coding region runs from base 49 to 1449 and encodes 466 amino acids.